AUGGUACGCACCCGACAAGGGACACAAACUGAGCCGCCCUCCUUAGAAAGGAGGGGCAUGAACCGAGGUGCCCAAGGUUGGCAAGACGAAGAUCUAGAUGAUACGGCAUCUCAUGCUCCGAUAAUACCGCCCGAAACCUUGCAGGGGGAAGAUACGAUGGCAGGAGAAGGCCCGAGGCCUCAUCAGACAGAGGGAACACCCUCAGUCGCAAUGGAGGAGCGAGAAAGACCAGAAGCACAGCCAUCUACUGUUCCAACUGGUGUGCCCCCACAAUAUGUAGAUGCAGGACUCCUUGUACAAAUAGUUAAAGCAGUGAUGGAAGGCAUGGCUAAUUCAGCAGCACAAACAACCCCUACCACGCAGAAUCCACCAGCAGCCCCUACGACCAGCAUGACCAUGGAUAAUGUGGUACCACUGGUGCGACUAGUCAAGAGUAUGAGGGAAAUGGGCUGUGAACCGUAUAUGGGGGAACAAGAUGCAGAGAUAGCUGGAAGAUGGAUCAGGAAGGUAGAAAAGACAAUGAUUCAAAUAAGCAUACCCGAGGGUUUGAGGGUGAAAGAACAAGAGUUCUUGGCAUUAAGACAGGGUGAUAUGUCAGUAUUGGAGUACGAAAGGAGAUUCCAUGACCUCUCAUUGUUCGCCCCACAUUAUGUGCCGACAGAGGAACAUAUGAUUGAAAAGUUGAGAGAUGGUUUACGACAGGAUUUGAGACAAGGAUUGAUCGCCUUGCGAUUUAAAUCGGUGAGGGAGUUGAUUGAGGCUGCACAAGCUCUGGAGGCAUGUAUUGGAGAAAGCCAAGGGGGGUAUCAGAGUAUAAGCAAAAAGAGAGAUGGGGACUAUUUCAGCGGCAGACCACCGCACCCGAAGAAAGGAAAAAGUGGAGUGUUUGAGCAGCACGGAAAGAAGGGGAGUUUGAUAUUACCGCCUCACCAACAGUCAAGUGGGAGAAUGAUGGCGGGACAAUCUCACUUGAGGGCAAACUCUUCAACUGGGACCGGUGACCGCAGGGGAGUUGACUAUCCUUUUUGUGAAAAAUGUGGACAAAAACACCCUGGGGACUGCUCAGUUUCCCCUGGGCGAUGCUUUGUAUGCAGAGGAGAGGGUCAUAGGUGGAGGAACUGCCAGUAUCUUAGCCAAGGGUGUCAUUACUGUGGUGGGAAAGGUCAUUACAAGAGGGACUGCCCCAAAAGGAACACCGGACAAGUACAGAGCUAUAGACAGCCCAGUCAGAGCCACCAGCAGUCAGUCACCGUUAAUAGGCCAGUGAGAUCUUCUCAAUCAGGGGCAAACUCCAGUCGAGGGAAGCCGAGGGCACAAAAUGAUCGGACCCCAGGGAGGGUCUUCCACCUGACACAGGAGGAGGCCAGGGCUGCAUCGGAUGUGGUGGCAGAAGUAGACUUGAUUCCCUUAGAGCUGCAUGAUUUUGACAUAAUACUAGGCAUGGAUUGGUUGAGUAAAUACAAGGCACUAAUAGACUGUUAUGCUAAAACUGUUACUUUCCAAACACCUAAGGGCGAGAAAAUGACUUUUGAAGGAGAGAGAUUUCCCAAACUGAAUGCUCUAAUAUCGGUGGUAACAGCCCAAAAACUGUUAAGAAAGGGAUGUAUGGGAUACCUCGCAUACAUCUUAAACUCUGAUGAUGAAGGUCCACGAUUGAAGGAUAUUCUUGUGGUGAAGGAUUUCCCAGAUGUGUUUCCAGAAGAACUACCAGGACUACCCCCGGAGCGAGAGGUAGAGGUGUCUAUAGACACUUUUCCUGGAGUCCCACCCAUAGCCCAACAACCGUAUCGGAUGGCUCCAGCAGAACUGAACGAGUUAAAGACUCAAUUACAGGAAUUAUUAGACAAGGGGUUCAUACGACCCAGUAAUUCUCCUUGGGGAGCACCGCAUAGGCUUUGUAUUGACUAUCGACAGUUGAACAAAAUAACAAUGAAAAACAAGUAUCCGUUACCUCGGAUAGAUGAUUUGUUCGACCAAUUAAAGGGAGCGAGGGCAUUCUCGAAGAUAGAUCUGAGAUCAGGGUACUAUCAGAUGAAGAUUAAAGAAACGGAUGUAGCAAAGACCGUAUUUAGAACUCGUUACGGACACUAUGAAUUUUUGGUGUUACCAUUCGGGUUGACGAACGCCCCAGCUCUCUUCAUGGAUUUGAUGAAUCGAGUUUUCCAACCAUACCUGGAUAAGUUUGUGGUGGUAUUCAUUGAUGAUAUACUGGUGUACUCGAAUUCUUUCAAGGAACACGAAGAACACUUGAGACAAACCUUACAAACCUUGAGAGAUCACCAGUUAUAUGCAAAAUUGAGUAAAUGUGAAUUUUGGCUGAAAAGGGUGACGUUUUUGGGACAUGUCAUUUCAGCUGAAGGUGUUUUUGUCGACCCUCAAAAAGUCGAAGCAGUCUUGAAAUGGGAAAGACCGUCAGUCACUGAAAUACGUAGUUUCCUGGGACUUGCAGGAUACUAUCGGAGAUUUAUCGAAGGUUUUUCCCUGAUUGCAACCCCUUUGACCCAGCUAACUAGGAAGGAUAAGAAGUGGGUGUGGUCGGAAGAAUGUGAGGCUAGCUUCCAAGAAUUGAAGAGGAGGCUCACCACUGCUCCAGUCUUAACUCUCCCCUCAGGGAUUGAGGGUUUUGUGGUAUAUAGUGAUGCCUCGGGGAAGGGAUUGGGGUGUGUUCUGAUGCAACAUGGGAAGGUGAUCGCCUAUGCAUCAAGGCAACUAAAGACUCAUGAGGUGAACUACCCGGUGCACGACCUGGAGUUGGCAGCUGUAGAGUUGAACAUGCGGCAAAGAAGGUGGAUAGAGCUCAUUAAGGAUUAUGAUUGCACCAUAGAAUACCACCCGGGGAAAGCAAAUGUGGUGGCAGAUGCCCUCAGUCGCAAAAAUAAAGCCUCCUUGGGAAGCUUAACAGUAGGAAAGGAGCGGCAAUUGGCAGAAUUAAAAGAGUUGGGUGCAGAUUUGGGAAUUGAUGCAAGAGGUGGGUUAGUAGCCCAAUUAUUGGUGCGACCAACGUAUCGAGAACAGAUACUACAUGCCCAAUUCCAUGACAAGGUGGGAUCCAAGAUUAGGAAGAAUGUGGAGGCCGGGGUAGAAAUGAAAUUCCGAGUAGCGGAGGAUGGAUCCUUGAUGAUGGGACAACAGUUGUACGUGCCUGAUGACGAGACAGUCAAACAUAUGGUUCUGCAAGAAGCACAUGAGUCCAAAUUCUCCAUACAUCCUGGCAGCACUAAAAUGUACCGAGACCUGAAACACCUCUAUUGGUGGCCUAAUAUGAAAAGGGAAAUAGCUGAAAUGGAAGUGGGAGAUGAUCACCAUGGAUUUCGUGUCAGGAUUUCCCAAGGGGAGAAAAGGAAAUGA
Messenger RNA from Populus nigra (black poplar), 3348 nucleotides. RefSeq lists its product as uncharacterized. Gene Ontology annotation, molecular function: nucleic acid binding; zinc ion binding. The transcript has 6 exons. Lineage: Eukaryota; Viridiplantae; Streptophyta; Magnoliopsida; Malpighiales; Salicaceae. The record is from RefSeq and is a predicted model, not a curated record. Bases 1 to 3348 code for a protein of 1115 amino acids.